UCUACAAAUCACCCGUCAAUGAUUACUAACUAUUGUUGAUCGGUCUGUCAGUCAGAAUUUACCCAUGAUACAUUGCGGGUUUGAUCCUCUCGAACACGCCAUUGUAACCAUUGUGUAACCAUUUCUAUUUGGGGGCGGUCUUCUGAUUUGUUGUGGCAUUGAUAAGUAACUAGUAAAACAAAAAUCCAAUUUUAUAAUCUCACCGUCCACCCUCGGUUGGAGUUUUACUGCUCUACAAACAGACGGGUCAACAUGGACGUCGGAUUUCGCCACCCUGUUCUUCUUUGCCUAAUCCUAGCGGUUUUGGGCUCGGUUCUGGCCGAUUUGGAUGGCCCUUUGAUGGGGGCACCCGGGUCUGCCGUCCGUUUGUCGGAAAAUGACCCAGGUCUGAAGAAGGCACUGAAGUUUGCAGAAGAGCGCUAUAACAUGGGGUCCAAUGCGAUGCACGUUCGCAGAGUUAGCAAGAUCCUCUCUGCCAGUAAACAGCAGGUGAAGGGUAUCCGAUACAGCAUCACGGUGGAACUAAGUAACACCCAGUGUAAAAAGGCUGCCAGACUGAGGAUCUGUGACUUCUACCCAGAGGAACACAACCUGAAGACAGAGGUAUGUGUGUUUGAGGUCUGGGACAUUCCCUGGGAGAGCAAGUCCACCCUUCUCAAACAGAAGUGCCAGCCAGCAGUUGAUCCCAAACCAGUUGAGACCAACAAAGUUGAAUUUCUGCCCGUCUCCACCAAACCAGUUGAGGAGUCAGUGGAUUCUGUGGAGCUUCUGGGUCAGUUCAAAGAGUUCAUGGUCAGAUACAAUAGGACUUACAGCAGCCAAGAGGAAGCUGACCGGCGGCUGCGUGUCUUCCAUGAGAACUUGAAGACUGCCGAGAAGCUCCAGUCUCUGGACCAGGGCACAGCCGAGUAUGGGGUCACCAAGUUCAGCGACCUCACAGAGGAGGAGUUUAGGACUCUGUACCUGAACCCCCUGCUGAGCCAGCAGAACCUCCAGCAGUCCAUGAAGCCUGCAGUAAUGCCCCGCGGCCCCGCCCCGCCCAACUGGGACUGGAGAGAGCAUGGAGCGGUCAGCCCCGUCAAGAACCAGGGCAUGUGUGGUUCUUGCUGGGCAUUCUCGGUGACAGGCAACAUUGAGGGCCAGUGGUUUGUGAAAACUGGAAAACUAGUGUCUCUCUCUGAGCAAGAGCUGGUGGACUGUGAUACUGUGGACCAGGCCUGUGGGGGCGGGCUUCCAUCAAAUGCAUAUGACGCUAUCGAGAAGCUGGGUGGUCUGGAGACAGAGACUGACUACAGCUACACCGGCAAGAAGCAGAGCUGUGACUUCACCACAGACAAAGUCACUGCCUACAUCAACAGCUCUGUGGAGCUGUCCAAAGAUGAGAACGAAAUCGCUGCUUGGCUGGCUGAGAACGGACCAGUAUCUGUGGCCCUGAACGCAUUCGCAAUGCAGUUCUACAGGAAGGGCGUGUCCCACCCUCUGAAGAUAUUCUGCAACCCCUGGAUGAUUGACCAUGCAGUGCUGCUCGUGGGCUACGGAGAACGUCAAGGCAAGCCUUUCUGGGCCAUCAAGAACAGCUGGGGAGAGGACUAUGGAGAACAGGGUUACUACUACCUGUACAGGGGAUCCAGGCUCUGUGGGAUCAACAAGAUGUGCUCGUCUGCCAUUGUGAACUAGGCGAGAACACACACACACAUUUAUUUCAAUAUAUACACACACAUACACACACACACACACACACACACACACACACAUGACCGGAAUAAUAGUUGAUGCCAAUCUUUUCCUGGCACAGAAAACAAACCCAACACCCUCCCCCAAACAUGUACACACACACCUACAAACUGACCAAACUGCAAUGCUACUCACCCUGCCCCCAUAAUUGUGUAGUCAGAACACUGCACAGUGCACUGGAAGACCUGUUGACACCUUGAAAUAGAAGAGGCAGUAUUCAUUCAUACCUGACCUCAUUCUUCUUUACCAAAACAAACCAGCUCCGAUUAAGUUAUAGUUUCAAGGUAGUACUGAUCUUUUGUUGUGAUUUUACUAUAGGUUUUUACAUUUUUAGCUAGACUGAACAAAAAUAUAAACAAAACAUGCAACAAUUAACAAUUUUACUGAGUUCAUCAGUUCAAGGAAAUCAUUCUAUUGAAAUAAAUAAAUUAGGCCCUAAUCUAUGGAUUUCACAUGACUGGGCAUGGGCACACCCACUUGGGAAUAGGUGGUCCUAUGACCAAGUGGGAGGGCAUAGGCACACUCACUUGGGAGCCAGGCCCACCCACUGGGUAGCAGUCAGCAUGCCAAUUGCACACUUGCUCAACACUUUAGACAUCUGCAGCAUUGUGUUGUGUGACAAAACAACACAUUUUUUGUGGGUGUUUAUUGUCCCCAGCACAAGGUGCACCUGUGUAAUGGUCAUUCUGUUUAAUCAGCUUCUUGAUAUGCCACACCUGUCAGGUGGCUGGAUUAUCAUGGCAGAGAGAAAUGCUCACUAACAGGCAUGUAAACAAAUGUGUGCACUCAAUUAGAGAAAUAAGCUUUUUGUACGUAUGGAACAUUUCUGGGAUCUUGUAUUUCAGCUCAUGAAAGAUGGGACCAACACUACAUGUUGCUUUUAUUUUUGUUCAGUAUAGAAGUCUUUUAGAAUAUUUUAUUUAAUUGUUGUGUUUUAGAUGCCAGAAUUUACCUCUGCCUAUCUCUUUACAAUAACAGAGUCUAAAUGAGUUCAGUAAUGCUUUUUGGUGUCUGUUAUGUUCCCCUGAAUGUGACCACUCUGCUGAUGCUCUAGAAUUAAUGCUUGUGCAUUUUUGCUAGUUUCCCCUCUGUUGUAACUUGUUCAGUGCAAUACCAUGUAAUGUCAAUCUCUCCCUUGUUUACCAUUUACAACUUCACUGUACAACUAGUAUUUAGAAUGAGUGGGUUUGCAUGGUUUCUGAGAUUUACAAAGGAUCAUACAUUGGCUGAUGUGUAGCCUAUUAACUGUGUUACAUAUUGCUGUGCUGUGUAACUAGACAAACUAAGGUUGAAUAAAACAUAUUUUAGCCUUCA
Molecule: messenger RNA, 3048 nt
Organism: Oncorhynchus keta (chum salmon)
Lineage: Eukaryota; Metazoa; Chordata; Actinopteri; Salmoniformes; Salmonidae
Product: cathepsin F-like
Exons: 13
Coding region: 253-1677 (474 amino acids)
Cellular component (GO): lysosome
Molecular function (GO): cysteine-type endopeptidase inhibitor activity; cysteine-type endopeptidase activity
Source: RefSeq, a predicted model, not a curated record